Molecule: messenger RNA, 960 nt
Organism: Coccinella septempunctata (seven-spotted ladybird)
Lineage: Eukaryota; Metazoa; Arthropoda; Insecta; Coleoptera; Coccinellidae
Product: protein ALP1-like
Exons: 2
Source: RefSeq, a predicted model, not a curated record
AUGGCAUCAGUCGGUAGCAGAUGUAAGGGAGAACACGUUAGUGCUCAUCAAGAAAGAGAACCUACCACCGUUGAAAUGGCCCCUUGCAAGGAUUAUCAAAGUGCAUCCGGGUUCCGAUGGUCGAAAAGGGUGCCUAGGAGGAAGAGACAAAGAAUAAUGAAUUACGUAGAAGAAACGGUUGAAAAGUAUGAUGAUAGGGAAUUUAAAGGUCAUUUCCGAUUGUCUAGAAAAACUACCACGGAUUUAAUUGGUAAGCUUGUUUUUCUGAAUUUUCUUAGCUCGUAUUUCAACAAUAUAAUUUCAGAUUUGUUUAACCAAUCCGAUUUCAAUCCGAAAUAGUCAUCUGGUCGACCAAAUGUUUAUGCCAAGAAAACGGUACUGUUGUCCCUUUGGUACUUGGGAAACAGAAAUUCGUUCAGGGAAGUAUCAGAUAGAUUUGGGGUGGCCAUUGGAACUGCAGAUGGCUGUCUGACUCGGUUCCUGAACUCUCUCAUGUGCAUCAAAGGUGAGCACAUUGUUUGGCCGAAUGAACAACAACGACUUGAAAUUUCAAGAAUGUUCACCAAAAAUAAUGGAUUUCCUGGUGCUAUUGGAGCCAUCGAUGGAAGCCACAUCGAAAUCCCAAAACCCGAUAAAAAUCAGGACUCCUAUAUCAACAGAAAAGGUUACCAUAGUCUUUUAUUGCAAGGAGUGGUUGAUCACAAUAAAAAAUUUAUAGACGUUUUCUGUGGAGAACCAGGAUCGUUGCAUGAUGCUCGAUUGUUAAGAAGGUCGGCACUCUAUGCAACGAUCAGUGACAAUCCAGAUUUCAUUGGAGAAUAUUACUUAUUAGGGGAUUCUGCAUACCCUAAUUUGGAUUGGAUUGUGACACCAUACCCAGAUACAGGAUUUCUCAGUGAAAACCAAAAGAUUUUCAAUCAACGACUUUCAUCAAAGAGGGUUGUGCUUUUGGAUUGCUGA